AUGGAAAAAGAAAUUUUAAAUAAUUUCCACCAUUUUGAUAAUGAAAUUUUAAAUAAUAACUACUUUAAUAAAAAUUAUAAACACCAAGAAUUUAAAAAAUAUUCACCUUCAAUUCCACCAUUACUUUCACCAUUUAGUUCCAUUAAUCACAUUCCAUUCCAACAAAAAAAUAAUCCAUCACUAAUACCUACAAAAUAUAUUCCAUCCAUUUAUAAAAAUUCAAAUAAUGAUAAUAAUAAUUAUUAUUAUAAUAAUAAUAAUAAUAAUAAUAAUAAUAAUAAUAAUAAUAAUAAUAAUAAUAAUUUAAAAAUUCAAGAAAAAAUUCAAUAUGAUUUAUCAAUUGAAAAAAUUAAAGUUUUAGAGAAAACUUUAAUUUCAUUAGAUGAAAUGAUAGAAACUUUAGAAAACCAAGCAUCAGUUUUAAAACAACAACAAAUUCAAAUACAAGAAAGAGAAAAAGAAAAAGAAAACAAUUCAAAAUUAGAUUAUAAUUCAAAAUCGAAAUCCAGAAUUUCUUAUUAUGUUAAAAAGAUGAAACCAUUUGAAGAGAAUAAAGUAUCACAAUGUUAUUGGAAUGAUUGUAAAGAUGAACCUAAAAAAAUAUUUGAUAAUUUAUCUGAACUUGGUGAACACAUUGAUGAACAUGUAAAUUCGUUAACAAUGACUCAACUUAAAUGUAAAUGGAAAGAUUGUCAAGCUUCACAAAAUACAUUUUAUAACAAGUAUUCAUUAAUCAACCAUAUUAGAUAUAGACAUACUGGUAUAAAACCAUUUAUAUGUAGAGAUAGUAAUUGUAGGAAAGCAUUUGUACGUAAGGCUGAUUUAGACUCACAUGAAUCAUCUCAUCAAAAAAGAAAUUUAUCACUACAAAAAUCAAAUGAUCAAUUAUUUGAAAUAAAAAUAUAA
Molecule: messenger RNA, 906 nt
Organism: Dictyostelium discoideum AX4
Lineage: Eukaryota; Evosea; Eumycetozoa; Dictyosteliales; Dictyosteliaceae
Exons: 2
Coding region: 1-906 (301 amino acids)
Cellular component (GO): nucleus
Source: RefSeq, a predicted model, not a curated record